AUGAGUAGAGAGCUGUUAAAGAAGCCGCUCCGAGGUAAAAUAUGGCAGAUGGUGCAGGUCGCUCUGGUAUCCAAGGGCCCGAAAUGCGUCUCGUGCAGAUGCUAG
Fusarium verticillioides 7600 is the source of this 105-nucleotide messenger RNA. RefSeq lists its product as hypothetical. Lineage: Eukaryota; Fungi; Ascomycota; Sordariomycetes; Hypocreales; Nectriaceae. The transcript has a single exon. The record is from RefSeq and is a predicted model, not a curated record. Bases 1 to 105 code for a protein of 34 amino acids.